CAGUGCUGCCAACUUUUAAGGGAGAACCAGUCAGCUGCUUGUCGUUUUGCGAUUUCAUUGCAAUUAUUUUUUGCCAAGCUAUUUAUUAAACCGAACAAAGAAGCUUAAAUAGCACCAAAAAAUAUGCCGAACGAAAACGCGCCAUCAGCAGGAGCAGCAGCAGCAAACCAAGAAGAUGAGAGCGAGCAUGAGCUGCAACAGAAAUCAAAGGAGGUAGCGAGAGCAACUGAAGAAAUGCUGGCAAGCGCCGUUGCCGGCUUGAAGAUGACGGCACCAGGGGGCGAAUCCACUACAGUGGCAGCAGGGGAGACAGAUAAUACAGAUGUGGAGCAUCAAACGAAGCUGGCCAAAAGCAAGCUGGAAACCAAGGAUUCUAGCACACAGGCGCUGCUGCAGGCGAUGACUGAUGCGAUGACUAAUGCGAUGGACAAGAAACGGCAACAGAAAUAUGCAUUUUGGUCCACGCAGCCGGUGCCAAAGCUGGACGAGAAGGUGACCACAAAUGAAUGCAUUGAGCCAAACAAAAAGGUGGACGACAUACGUGCCGAUCCGUAUACCCUGCCCAGUGGCUUCAAGUGGGUCACAUUGGAUCUGAACGAUGCCAGUGAUCUGAAGGAGCUGUAUACGCUGCUGAAUGAGAACUAUGUGGAGGAUGAUGAUGCCAUGUUUCGGUUUGAUUAUCAGCCCGAGUUCUUGAAGUGGUCAUUGCAGCCACCUGGCUGGAAACGGGACUGGCAUGUUGGUGUGCGUGUCGAGAAGUCCAACAAGCUGGUUGGCUUCAUUUCGGCCAUACCCAGUAAAUUGCGUGCCUACGAGAAGGUGCUCAAAGUGGUGGACAUUAAUUUCUUGUGUGUACACAAAAAACUGCGCAGCAAACGUGUUGCUCCCGUGCUAAUCCGUGAGAUAACCCGGCGUGUUAAUCUGACGGGCAUCUUUCAGGCUGCCUAUACAGCGGGCGUGGUAUUGCCCACUCCGGUGUCCACCUGUCGCUAUUGGCAUCGCUCGCUGAAUCCCAAAAAGCUGGUCGAUGUACGCUUCUCGCAUCUGGCACGCAACAUGACCAUGCAACGCACCGUUAAGCUCUACAAACUGCCGGAUCAGCCCAAGACCAAGGGCUAUCGACGCAUCACCGCCAAAGAUAUGGACAAGGCGCACAAAUUGCUCGAAGAAUACCUGAAGAGAUUCUCCAUGUGUCCAGUAUUUAGCAAGGAGGAGUUUCGUCAUUGGUUUACGCCCAAGGAGGGCAUCAUCGAUUGCUUUAUUGUGGCCGAUGAGAAGGGCAACAUCACCGAUCUGACCAGUUACUACUGUCUGCCCUCGUCCGUGAUGCAUCAUCCCGUGCACAAGACCGUACGUGCCGCCUACUCAUUCUACAAUGUGUCCACAAAGACACCAUGGCUGGAUCUGAUGAACGAUGCUCUCAUUUCGGCGCGCAAUGUCCAAAUGGAUGUCUACAAUGCUCUCGAUCUGAUGGAGAACAAAAAGUUCUUUGUCCCAUUGAAGUUUGGUGCUGGCGAUGGAAAUUUGCAGUACUAUUUGUACAAUUGGCGUUGUCCGGCCAUGCAGCCCGAGGAUAUUGCCUUGAUACUCAUGUAGAACUGCCGAUAGAUCAUCUAUCCCACAUCUUACAUCCAAAAUUUAUAAAUACCUAAACAGUAAAUUGCACUUACGCACGCAAAUCUUUUUUGUAUUGGAAAAAAAGUCUAACUUUCAAAAUAUUGCAUUAAGUAAUGUAGACAAAUGUGAAAAUUUAAUUGCGUGUGCUUUGCUCUGAUAUUUGCAUCUUGUAAUUCCUCGUUUAACGAAUUCUUUGUACACUUCACGCAUACAUUAGAAUUGUUUUUUUUAUUAAUUAUUGUUUCCAAAACGCAUAUAGAAUGCAUUUUUCAAUUGCUAACUGCUAAGCUUGAAUACUAUUAAAUGAAAAUCGUUUAUAAAUGAAUAAAACACAAACACGCAGCAAUACAAA
Messenger RNA from Drosophila innubila, 1969 nucleotides. RefSeq names its product glycylpeptide N-tetradecanoyltransferase (gene Nmt). Gene Ontology annotation, biological process: N-terminal peptidyl-glycine N-myristoylation. Lineage: Eukaryota; Metazoa; Arthropoda; Insecta; Diptera; Drosophilidae. The record is from RefSeq and is a predicted model, not a curated record. Gene Ontology annotation, molecular function: glycylpeptide N-tetradecanoyltransferase activity. Gene Ontology annotation, cellular component: cytoplasm. The coding region runs from base 124 to 1596 and encodes 490 amino acids. The transcript is spliced from 2 exons.